UGGUUAAUGUUUAGUAAUGUGUAGACCAGCAGGUCAAUGAAGUAGAUAACAUCAAACUUGCAACCGAAUACACUAUGCUGUAAACCAGGAAAUGCUAUUAUUGAGUAUGAAUGACCCAAUAAGAGAACUUCUAUGCAAUCUAUACAAGGUCCAAUAUGUGAGACAGUUCUUGUAGUUUAUUUUGUGCCUAUAUGUAUAUGUUGCCGAUAUCUGGGUGAUGGCAGAUUGUGGUUUUUGUAUUUUAACACAUGUAUAUGAUGGAAGAUAAAAAGAUCAGAGAUCUGAGUUUGUAUGUAUAUUUAUCCAGAUGAGAAUCUGUGCAUAUACUUGAUUAUUAGUUUGAGGUUUUAUAUACUGAUGUGACUUUGCACCUGUUGGAUUUUCCUAAAUCAUUUGAUGUACUUUUUACAUUAUAUGCAUGUAGUGGCUUGCAUUUUGUUUACGUGGAUGCAUGUAUCCUCCUUGUAAGCUUAUAGAAUUUAGCAAGAACUUGAUACAAUAUUCUCCCUCUGCCCAAACAUGCAAAGUUUGACUUGACACAUAGUUUAGUAAAAGUGUUCUAUUAUUGGUCAAAUGUCUAAAAUGCACCCUUAGUAAGGACAAAGGAUAGAAAUUUUGUGGACAACAAUCACAGUUACUAAUCUUAAGUAACGAUCACAAAUGGGAAAAAAUGGGAUUGAAAACUUUCCAGAAAAGGAAAUGAUGCAUUUUCGGGCACAACCCAAAAUGGAAAUGGUUGCAUUUUUUCAGUGUAGCAAUAGUAAUUAUCAUCAAAUUAUUUGUAUUCCAAGUUUUUGAUAAGAAGAAUCAAUUGGCUAUCAUUUCUUCUAAUGGUCUAGAUAUUAAAUUGAUUUUUCACCAAUUCAGGUGGAUACAAUCUUGGACAAGGGAAACUUUACGCUAGAGGAGCUUCUUGAUGAGGAUGAAAUAAUCCAAGAAUGCAAAGCUCUUAAUAGCCGACUUAUCAAUUUGCCUUCAUUUUUGGCUAUGGAACGUGCGCAUUCGGUGAUUAUUAUCGUGAAAUCAAUCCGUUUGAGUUGAAACCGCGAAAGUACUGUCAGAACUACUUUCAAGGGGGGGGAUCGACUUUUUUCUUAAUUCGCAACUUGUGAAAUAUUGACUUUGAUAUUACUUGUUAUUAAGAUGCACAAUGUUUGUCAUAUGAUGGCGAUACUCUUAACAAUUUUCUUUUUCGAUCUAUUUUUGUUGACACUGCAAACAAUAACCUGUUUUCUGAAUCUAAAUGUACUUCCAUUUGCUGCAAGUGUAGUUUGAGGGAAAGGACUCAAGUUGAACAGCUUGUGCGAUACAUAAUCGAGGAAGCUUAUGAAGAUGCUGCAAAUGGACGAACUUUUAAGUAGGUUCCCUUUUAUUGCUUGUGAGAUAUUUACCUGUGAAGUUGAUAUCAUACUAAAAGCCUUGGUAGAGGAUGAGGAGUUGAUGAACUUGCUGUUCUCCUUCCUGGAACCAGAACACCCUCAUAAGACCCUACUGGCUGGUUACUUCAGUAAGGUUGUUGCCUGCCUCAUGUUCCGGAAGUCGGCUCCUUUAAUGAACUAUAUUCAAGCCCAUCCAUACAUCAUCAAAAAGCUGGUUGACCUCGUAGGAAUUACAUCCAUCAUGGAGGUGCUGAUUCGUCUGAUUGGUGCUGACGAACAUCUUUACACCAGUUAUGCAGACCCAACGCAGUGGUUAGAAGAUAUUGAUGUAUUAGAGAUGAUUGUUGAUAAAUUCAGUUCUUCGGAUUGUCCUGAAGUGCAUGCUAAUGCAGCAGAAUCACUUUGUGCUAUAGCUAGAUAUGCUCCCCCAGGAUUAGCUGCUAAAAUUUCAACCCCAAGUUUCAUAGCAAGAUUAUUUCAUCAUGCCUUGGAGGAAUCUCGACCAAGAUCAGUUCUAGUUUAUGCGUUGUCUGUAUGUAUAUGUUUGUUAGACCCAAAGAGGCUAACAUCUGGGAUGUAUUACAUUUAUAAUCGGCAAUUAAGUCAUGGAUCUGCGGUAACAAAUCCUGAGACUCUGGAAGGCAUGUUGGAGAGCCUAGGCAAUUUGUUAAAGCUCUUGGAUGUUUCGGCAGAAAAAAAUGUUUUACCAACAACAUAUGGAAAGUUGCAGCCACCUCUUGGGAAACACCGCCUGAAGAUUGUUGAAUUCAUCUCAGUACUAAUGACUGUUGGAAGUGAAGCUGCUGAGAAGGAGUUGAUCCGCCUUGGUGUCCUAAGACGUAUUCUGGAGUUAUUUUUUGAGUAUCCGUACAAUAAUUUCAUUCAUCAUGAUGCUGAACAGAUUGUAGUUUCUUGCCUUGAGAGCAAGAAUGUUUCACUGGUUGAGCAUAUUCUUGAGGACUGUAAUCUUGUCAGGAGGAUUCUUGAUGCCGAAAGGAACAGUGCAUUGAUCACUGAGAGAAAUAAUGUUAUGCCUACAGUCCCUGCUGAAGGAAGAAUGCCACCCAGGAUAGGGAAUGUUGGACACAUGACACGUAUAGCCAACAAACUCAUUCGGCUAGGGGCUAAUAACAGCUAUAUACACGCACAUUUGCAGGAUAUUAGCGAAUGGGUGGAGUGGCAUACAAAUGUACUUCUGAGCCGCAAUGAACUUGAAAAUGUCUUCCAGUGGGCGUGCGGGAGACCUACUGCAUUUCAUGAUCGGGGUAGAGAUAGUGAAGAUGAUGAUUACCACCAAGAUAAAGAUUAUGAUGUGGCAGUUUUAGCCAAUAAUCUAAGCCAGGCGUUUCGAUAUGGUAUCUGUGAAAAUGAUGAUAAUAAGGAGGCUAAUAGCUCACUGGAAAGAGAUAAUGAGGAUAUCUAUUUUGAUGAUGAAUCUGGUGAAGUAGUGAUAUCUUCACUUGGGUUGGGAGAUGACCAAGAAAGCGGGUCUCUUUUUGCAAAUUCAAAUUGGUUUGCAUUUGAGGAAGAGGACGAAGUCGAUGAACUAGCAACUGAUACAGCACCUUCAUCUUCACCCAACUCCAGAGAAUUCUCCGGUGGCAAUGAUGAUGGUGGUUCCAACGAAAACGACAAGAAGUUCUCAGAGACUACAACAUCCGAGUCAAAACCGAGUUCAAUUGAUACUGCAGUGAGUGACUCGCUAACUGAUUCAAAAACCAGUGAGACUGAUAAGCCACCUGAAUGGGUCGAAUGGAGAGAUUCCGUUGAACCAUCGGAUACAAUCACAGAGCCAGCUGGAACCUCCGAGUCUGUAACAAAUGACCCCCCAAAAGGUGGACAUGACCCAAAACCGGUGACUGAUAACAGCAACAAAGGGGAGGUUUCACCAUCUUGCACCACUGAUAAAUCAGGGCCAGAGGAAGAUGAUGAUAAAGGCAAAAGUGACAUAAGCGGCAGCCCGCCAGACACCGAGUUUGAUCAGAUGAACCCACCGGGGGAAACUGAACCACUUACGGGAAUCUCAUCUGGUUCCAUCGACCAAAAGUGAGCUGGGUUAGCCGUUACUGUAAAUUUGGUUUGAUCUUGAAAGCUGUAGCAGUGGCUUUCAAGAGAUGUAUGUUGAGAAUAGUUAUGUACAUUGUUUAACAAAAUAGGGAUGACCAUCCUUUCCCCCCUCCCACUCCCACUCCCACUCCCACUCCCAUAGGGUGUUACUGCUGAUGGUUGGGAGGUUUACUCAUCAAGUGGGUACUUGAAAACAUGUUAUCCAAAGAAAACGCUACACCUUUUGUUUUGUUGAUUCAUUUCAACUUAAUGUUGCUCACAUAUGAUUUUGUUUAUAUGUACAACCAAACACUUGCCGGUCUUUUUACUGGUUAACUAAACAAUUAUUGCCUUAUAUUGGGUGAUACAAUAAGAAAUAAUGGCCUUUUACCUA
Molecule: messenger RNA, 3819 nt
Organism: Cynara cardunculus var. scolymus (artichoke)
Lineage: Eukaryota; Viridiplantae; Streptophyta; Magnoliopsida; Asterales; Asteraceae
Product: serine/threonine-protein phosphatase 6 regulatory subunit 3-like
Exons: 18
Coding region: 1327-3429 (700 amino acids)
Molecular function (GO): protein phosphatase binding; protein phosphatase regulator activity
Source: RefSeq, a predicted model, not a curated record